Penicillium bovifimosum is the source of this 3381-nucleotide messenger RNA. Its product is annotated as peroxidase/cytochrome P450 family protein. The coding region runs from base 1 to 3381 and encodes 1126 amino acids. Gene Ontology annotation, molecular function: oxidoreductase activity, acting on paired donors, with incorporation or reduction of molecular oxygen; heme binding; iron ion binding. Lineage: Eukaryota; Fungi; Ascomycota; Eurotiomycetes; Eurotiales; Aspergillaceae. The record is from RefSeq and is a predicted model, not a curated record. Gene Ontology annotation, biological process: response to oxidative stress. The transcript is spliced from 3 exons.
AUGUUGAGGCGAUUCUCUACCCAGUUCAAGCGGUCCAAGGACUCCAAAGACUCCAAGGACACCAAUGGGGACACAGAGCCCAAGAGCGUGGACAAGAGCGUGGACAAGAGCGCAGACAAGAGCAGCAAGCGUUUCUCCAAGGUCUCGCCAGGACGAAAGUCUACUUCGAACCAGGAGGACAACCAUGUCGUGAAGCGUGCCGAGGUUGUAGCUACAUUUGAGAAGUUUGCGCAAGCAAUUCACGCAUCGAAGGAGCCUUUGCCCAACCAGACUGGUGAUGGCACCUUCCUGAAGCAUGACAAGUCGUCCGGUCUCAUCAGUGAUAUCAAGUCCCUGGGUUUCCGGGAUAUUAGCACUGUUAAGGAUCUGGUCGCGAGCAAGGCUUCUGGCGAGCUCGUUGAUGACAAGACCUACUUGAUGGAGCGCGUGAUCCAGAUGGUCGCUGAUCUUCCGGGGCACUCAAAGAACCGUACUGAGCUUACCAAUGUAUUCCUGGAUGAGUUGUGGAACUCAAUUCCUCACCCCCCUCUCUCUUACAUGGGAGACGAGUACAAGUACCGUUCAGCCGAUGGCUCAAAUAACAACCCUACUCUCCCCUGGCUGGGAGCUGCUAAUACCCCAUACUGUCGCACUAUUGCUCCCCUGACCAUCCAGCCCAGCGGAUUGCCCGACGCCGGUCUGAUUUUUGAUACCCUAUUUGCUCGUCAGGAGUUUACUCCCCACCCCAACAAGGUCUCCAGUGUCUUCUUCGACUGGGCCUCUUUGAUUAUUCAUGAUAUCUUCCAGACCGACUAUCGCCAACAACACCUGAACAAGACUUCUGCUUAUCUCGACCUCUCCAUUUUGUACGGCGACGUCAAGGAGCAACAGGAUCUCAUCCGUUCUCACCAGGAUGGAAAGCUGAAGCCCGAUUGCUUCUCUGAGGGCCGUCUGCAGGCCCUUCCCGCUGCCUGCGGUGUUUUGCUGGUUAUGCUGAACCGUUUCCACAACCACAUUGUUACUCAGCUGGCCGAGAUCAACGAGAACGGCCGCUUCAGCAAACCUCGCCCUGGCCUGUCCGAGGAGGAAACCAAGGCCGCCUGGGCUAAGCGUGAUGAGGACCUGUUCCAGACCGGUCGUCUCAUUACUUGCGGUCUGUACAUCAACAUUACUUUGUACGAUUACUUGCGCACCAUUGUCAACUUGAACCGCACCAACUCCACUUGGUGCUUGGAUCCCCGUGCCCAGAUGGAGAAGGCCGGAUCCACUCCCGCUGGUCUUGGUAACCAGUGCUCCGUCGAGUUCAACUUGGCUUACCGCUGGCACUCGACCAUCAGUCAGGGCGAUGAGAAGUGGAUUGAGCAGAUCUACUACGACCUCAUGGGCAAGCCUGCCGAGGAGGUCACCAUGCCUGAGCUGCUUAUGGGCCUGAAGAAGGUCGAGGGAAGUCUCGAGGCUGAUCCCGCCAAGCGUACAUUUGCCCGCCUGAAGCGUAACGAGGACGGUUUCUUCGAUGACGGAGAACUUGUCAAUAUCCUUACUCACGCCACCGAGGAUGUGGCCAGUUCUUUCGGCCCCCGCAACGUGCCCAAGGCCAUGCGCUCCAUUGAGAUCCUCGGUAUCGAGGCUUCCCGCAGGUGGCACGUCGGUUCCCUCAACGAAUUCCGUAAGCACUUCGGUCUGAAGCCUUACGAGACCUUCGAAGAAGUCAACUCCAACCCCGAGAUUGCUGACACCCUCCGCCACCUCUACGAACACCCCGAUUUCAUCGAGCUGUACCCCGGUAUCGUUAGCGAGGAGGCUAAGGAGCCUAUGAUUCCUGGUGUUGGUAUCGCUCCCACUUAUACCAUCUCACGCGCUGUUCUAUCGGAUGCCGUUGCCCUCGUCCGUGGUGACCGUCACUACACCGUUGAUUACAACCCCCGUAACCUGACCAACUGGGGUUACAAUGAGUGCCGCUACGACUUGAACAUCAACCAGGGCUGUGUCUUCUACAAGCUGGCCACACGGGCUUUCCCCAACUACUACAAGCCUGACUCUAUCUACGCCCACUACCCCAUGACUAUUCCGAGCGAGAACCAAAAGAUCAUGAAGGAUCUGGGCCGCGAACAGGACUACUCCUAUGACAAGCCUGCAUUCAUCGAGCCCCGUGUCAACCUGGUUUCCCACCAGAAUGCUAAGAUGGUCCUGGCGAACCAGACGGACUUCCGUCCCAGCUGGGCCCGCAGCAUGUCCAAGCUGUUCGGCAAGGGCGAGUUCGACAUCAAGCAGCGUGAAGCUAUCGGCAGGGCUCUCAACACUCCGGAGUUCCCCAAGCUCGUCAAGACGUUCUACGAGGACAUCACUCAGCGUCUGAUUGCCGAGAAGGGCGGCCAGCUUGGCAAGGUCAACCAGAUUGACAUCACCCGCGAUGUUGGCAACUUGGCCCACGUCCACUUCGCCUCCACCAUCUUCGGUCUCCCUCUGAAGACCGAACAGAACCCACAAGGCCUGUUCACCGAGCAUGAGAUGUACAUGAUCCUCUCCACCAUCUUCGCCGCACUCUUCUUCGACGUCGACGCCCCCCGCUCAUACGCCCUCAACAACGCCGCUUCCGCCGUCUCCAGCCAGCUCGGCUCAGUCAUCGAGUCCACUGUCAAGGCCGACACGAACAGUAGUCUCUUCUCUGGCCUCAUGAACAGCUUCCGCCCGCACGACAGCGCCCUCCGCGAGUUCGGCACCGAAGCCGUCCGCCGCAUGAAGGAGGCCGGCUCCAGCGCCUCCGACAUCACCUGGUCCGCCAUCAUCCCCACCAUCGUCAACAUGGUCCCCAGCCAGGGCCAGGUCUUCACCCAGAUCAUCGAGUUCUACACCUCGCCCGAGAACAAGGCCCACCUGGCCGAGAUCAACCGUCUGGCCCACAUCGACUCUGCCGAUUCAGACGAGUUGCUGAACCGCUACUGCCUGGAGGCCAUCCGCCUGAACGGCACCUUCGGUGCCUUCCGCGAGGCCACCCAGGUCGUCACGGUCGAGGAGAACGGCAAGACCCACGUCAUCCAGCCCGGUCAGCAGGUUUUCGCCGCCUUCCACGAGGCCAACCAUGACUCCAGCGUCUUCCCCGAGCCCAAUGAGGUCCGUCUCGACCGACCCCUCGAGUCCUAUCUCAACCAAGGUCAGGGCCCUGCCACCGGCUUUGGCGAGCAGAUUAGCAAGGUCGCUCUCGUUGCUAUGCUGCGUGUUGUCGGUCGUCUGCCGGGUCUUCGUCGUGCUGCUGGUGCCCAAGGCCAGCUCAAAAAGAUUCCCCAGGAGGGCGGCUACCACGUCUACCUCCGUGGUGACGGAACUGCUUACUCGCCUUUCCCUAUGUCGCUCAAGCUACACUGGGACGGCCCUUUUGCGAAGAAGAAGGUUCCCUCUUCUUAA